UGAAGCUUUCAGUCUCUGUAGUCUCUUAACAGUCAAACCUCAAAUGGGUUGCUGUGUCAGCACAAACAAGACUCCUUCGGCGAAAACAGUUGAGGCAGAGGCGAACUCUUAUGCCAAAGCAGCAGCAGGAAUUAGCAAAGCUCCUCCACCUCCUCCUUUGGAAGAGGAGACAGUGAAGGAAGUGCUCUCAGAGACUCCUACACCAAAACCCUCUUUCCGUAAUGUGGAAACCCAAGAGAUUCCUUCGCCCUCUUUCCUCAAGAUCGAAACAGAUAAGCGUUCUUCCCCACCUACUCCUCCUCCCUCUUUUCCCAUUAAGCUUGAAGAAGCUACCAACAUGGGGAAGAAAACAACUUUGACUCCUGAUCCAGCAGUAGAAGAGAUCUCUGAAGUCUCGGACAUGUGUAGCUUGAGCGAGAGCUUGUCCACUACAACGAUUGGGGAAGGACGCGUUGACGAUGGCGAGGUCCGGCAGAGGGUUGACAGAUCUCCGGCUAAGCUCCCCAGGAAACUACUUGUCGGCGGGGAGUUCAUCGGAAGGACAGAAAGAAGAGAGAAGAAAACAACUUUGUCUCCGGCGAGAAGGUUCGACCAAUCGCCUAGUAGGAGAGAUGACAACAAUGCCAUGAAAUCAUCUCAGGUUCGUCAUCAUCACAGCACUAGGGACAUGCGUGGUGCCGGUGCUGCUUAUACUAACAGACGACGAAUCCCAGAUCCAGGUGAGGGUUUGGGGAGGAGAUCGAGGUCUCCGGCGCCACGGCACGCUUUUGGGCGGAGCCCAUCAACGAGGGGCGUGAGGUCACCAGGACGAAUCCCUGCUUUGGGUCCGGAAAACGGACGGAAACCAGAGGAAUCGAAGGUAGACGAAGGGAAUUGCAAUUGGCCCACGAACGAGUCCCUCGAGAACCCCCUUGUCUCUUUGGAAUGCUUUAUCUUUUUGUAGAGAAAUACUAAGAAAAAAAAAUUAGCAGAUUAGUAGUAUAUGAUAUUAGGUUGUUUCCUUCUUUACUUUGUUUAUAAAUACUAUCAUCUAUUCCUGAAUCUUGAUACCAAUAGAAUUCAAUGUGGGUUGUCUUGGUGGAG
Molecule: messenger RNA, 1083 nt
Organism: Telopea speciosissima
Lineage: Eukaryota; Viridiplantae; Streptophyta; Magnoliopsida; Proteales; Proteaceae
Exons: 1
Coding region: 44-943 (299 amino acids)
Source: RefSeq, a predicted model, not a curated record